Messenger RNA from Striga hermonthica, 2229 nucleotides. NCBI's taxonomy places the organism in Eukaryota, Viridiplantae, Streptophyta, Magnoliopsida, Lamiales, Orobanchaceae. The record is from the annotation of a GenBank genome assembly.
AUGGGCACUCUUCAAGUAGAAACUCCAUAUCCAAACACCUCGAAGCAAGAAGAAGAAGAAGAAGACGAUGACGUGUCCCCCAUAGAAGAAGUCCGUCUAACCGUGACCAACACGGAUGACCCGACCCUACCCGUAUGGACCUUCCGUAUGUGGUUUUUGGGCCUCCUCUCUUGUGGGCUCCUCUCUUUCAUCAACCAAUUCUUCGCCUACCGAACCGAGCCCCUUGUCGUGACCCAGAUCACGGUCCAGGUGGCGACCCUACCCAUCGGGCAUUUCCUGGCCGCUGUGCUGCCGAGUCGGGGGUUUCGGGUUCCCGGUUUCGGGUCGAGACGGUUCUCGUUAAACCCGGGCCCGUUUAACAUGAAGGAGCACGUGCUGAUAUCCAUAUUUGCCAAUGCGGGCAGCGCGUUCGGUAACGGGUCGGCUUAUGCGGUGGGGAUUGUGACUAUUGUGAAGGCGUUCUAUGGGAGGAAUAUUUCUUUCUUGGCUGGCUGGUUGCUUAUUAUCACAACUCAGGUAUUGGGAUAUGGUUGGGCCGGGCUCUUGAGAAAGUAUGUGAUCGAACCGGCCCAUAUGUGGUGGCCUGGUACCCUGGUUCAAGUCUCCCUCUUCAGGGCCUUGCACGAAAAAGAUGACAGACGCAUGUCGAGGGCCAAGUUUUUCCUGAUUGCACUAAUCUGCAGCUUUUCUUGGUACGUAGUGCCGGGUUACCUAUUCCCCACUCUCAGUAGCAUCUCAUGGCUAUGUUGGACAUUCUCAAAGUCGAUCACGGCACAACAGAUUGGGUCUGGCCUAAGAGGUCUGGGACUUGGGGCCCUAACAUUAGACUGGACAGUUGUAGCAUCCUUCUUGCUCAGCCCGCUCGUAUGUCCCUUCUUUGCUAUUAUGAAUGUCCUAGCGGGUUAUGCACUGAUAAUCUACAUAGUGAUCCCUAUAGCCUACUGGGGGUUUGACUUAUACGGUGCGAGCAAAUUCCCGAUUUUCUCCUCACACUUGUUCACAUCUCAAGGUCACAAAUAUAAUAUAUCUGCGAUUGUGAAUGACAAAUUCGAGCUGGAUAUGGAGAGAUACAAUGAGCAGGGUAGGAUACAUCUCAGCAUGUUUUUUGCCCUGACGUAUGGGUUCGGUUUUGCAACUAUCGCAUCCACAAUGACGCAUGUAGGAUGUUUCUAUGGGAGAGAAAUCUACUCGAGGUUCCGUGCUUCAUACAAUGGAAAAGAAGAUAUCCACACAAGGCUUAUGCGCAGAUACAAGGACAUACCGUCAUGGUGGUUUCAGAUAUUACUGGUAGUGACACUUGCAGCUUCUUUAAUACUCUGCAUCUUCUUAAACGACCAGGUUCAGAUGCCAUGGUGGGGACUCGUCUUUGCCAGCCUCAUUGCCUUUAUUUUCACACUCCCAAUCAGCAUCAUUACAGCCACAACAAACCAGACACCGGGCUUAAACAUAAUCACAGAGUAUGUUAUGGGUAUCAUAUACCCGGGAAGACCAAUUGCUAACGUCUGCUUCAAAACCUAUGGCUACAUGAGCAUGGCCCAGGCUGUCUCCUUUCUCAGUGAUUUCAAACUAGGUCACUACAUGAAGAUCCCUCCCCGAUCGAUGUUUAUAGUUCAGUUCUUAGGUACAGUUAUAGCCGGAACAGUCAACAUUGGUGUGGCGUGGUGGCAGCUUACAACUAUCACCAACAUAUGCCAAGAUGAACUCCUUCCACCAGACAGCCCAUGGACAUGCCCAGGAGAUAGAGUCUUCUUUGAUGCAUCAGUCAUAUGGGGUCUAGUUGGACCCAGAAGAAUUUUCGGAAGUCAAGGAAAUUACAGUUCAAUGAACUGGUUCUUUCUUGGUGGUGCAUUAGGGCCGAUCCUGGUUUGGGUUCUUUACAAGGCAUUUCCAAGACAAUCUUGGAUUCCAUUAAUUAACCUGCCCGUCCUUCUAGGGGCAACCGGUAUGAUGCCACCAGCGACACCAUUAAAUUACAACGCCUGGAUAAUCGUCGGGACGAUUUUCAACUUUUUUGUUUUCCGCUAUCGGAAGAGCUGGUGGCAGAGGUACAACUACAUUCUGUCGGCAGCUUUAGACGCUGGAGUAGCUUUCAUGGCAGUGGUGCUCUAUUUCUCUCUGAGCAUGGAGGGCAAAGGAAUAGAUUGGUGGGGUACGAGUGGUGAACACUGCGAUUUGGCAACUUGUCCAACUGCCAAAGGCAUACAAGUUGAAGGCUGUCCGGUGCACUAA